Messenger RNA from [Candida] anglica, 1290 nucleotides. NCBI's taxonomy places the organism in Eukaryota, Fungi, Ascomycota, Pichiomycetes, Serinales, Debaryomycetaceae. The record is from the annotation of a GenBank genome assembly.
AUGCAAUCAUUGCUCUUGGAUAGGAAGGUCAAUAGAAUAACGGGACUUCAGUUCUCUACCGCGAUUACAGAGUCAUUCUAUACAAACUUCAAACAACAAACAGGCCGUAAUGUAUUCCCCAAUAACCCACAUUCUAAUGCUGCAGUAAAUUCAUUAUCUCUUGAAAGUGAGAAUAGAUUUUUAUUGAGUGGGUGUGCAGAUUCUUCUAUAAAAUUAUGGGAUAUGAAACAAACCCAAAACGUAGAAUUGAUAGGAGACGAGAUGAUACGUAAUAGUAAUAGUAAUUCUGAAGAGUUUAUAGAGGAUGAGGAUGACGAAGUGCAAGAAGAUGAAGGUGAUAAUUAUAUUUAUGAUCAUCCAAAGUCAACUAUUGUCAAUAUAGCCACAAUCCCACGUAGGGCUGCACAUGAUUAUGGUGUAUCGUGCAUUCAAUGGUGGCCAUAUGACUCCGGGAUGUUUGUUUCAUCUUCAUUUGAUCAUACUGUGAAAGUGUGGGAUACAAAUGAAUUGGAAGUAGUACAUUCGUUUGAUAUGGAAAAUCGGGUAUAUUCUAUAGAUAUAUGUGGUAAUACUGUUAACACACGCACAUCGACUGCAUUGGUGGCAGUGGCUAGUGAUCAGCCAUUCAUUAGAAUCUUAGAUCUACGAACUACUGCGGCUGCCCACAGUUUAUCGGGUCAUAAGGGGAAAACUUUGAGUGUUAAAUGGCAUACCCAAAAUCCUAAUAUUUUGGCAUCUGGAGGGUAUGAUGGAGAGGUUAAAAUAUGGGAUAUUAGAAGAAGUCAAAGUUGUCUUUGUAGAUUGGAUAUGUUACGAACAAACUCAUCUUCUAAUGGAGAUGUUGAUGAUAUCCUUAAAAAAGCUUCGGUUAAGGCACACCUGGGACCUGUCAACGGGUUGGCAUGGGACCCAAUGGGCCAUACUUUAUACACCACAGGAAAUGAUGAUAAGAUCCGUGUAUGGGACAUGGUAUCAUCUUACGCACCUCCUAUAAAUAAAUUGGUCAAUUUUGGACCUUUGACUAGAAAUAAAUAUCCUCAAACAAUCCCAUUGUUAUUGAGUCCAUCCAAAGAAACUGAGUUACAAUACUUAAUGUUCCCCUCAGAUAAUGGAGAUAUAUUCAUAUUCAGGACUAUUGAUGGGAAAUUGGUAUCUAGAUUACUUAGAAAGGGUACAAAAAACAGUGGGAGAACAUCCUCCAUGGUUUACAUGGGAAAUUCGCUGGGGACAUAUCUAUGUGGAACAAUGGAUGGAGAAAUCAUAAAAUGGUCGCAUUCUCUUGACAUAUAG